Molecule: messenger RNA, 1761 nt
Organism: Lactuca saligna
Lineage: Eukaryota; Viridiplantae; Streptophyta; Magnoliopsida; Asterales; Asteraceae
Source: the annotation of a GenBank genome assembly
AUGAAGAGGGGGGUAGAUGAGAACAAUAAGGGCCCCAUGUUUCCAAGACUCCAUGUAAAUGAUACCGAAAAAGGAGGACCACGAGCUCCUCCGAGGAACAAGAUGGCUUUAUAUGAACAACUUACUAUACCCUCACAAAGGCUUAGCGGUGGCGAAUUGUUUCCAUUUAAACCCACUUCAACCGUCAAUUAUCCUCUGCCACCAUCAUCUUCUUCCCAAGGUGAAAUGAGUGGAAGGGGUUCGUUUUUCCCACUUUAUCAAACUCCUUUGCCACAUGUAGCUGAUAAAAUUAACAUGAAUCGGUAUUCUGACUCAAACAAUCAACUUGUGCAACGAGAGCAGAAAAAGAAACAAGAAGAUGAUGACUUUAGGGUCCCUAUCUUUGUUCAACAAUCUGGAAUAAACCCUGAUUGUAAUGGGAAUCAUCAAAACAAAAACAAUGAAGGCCUCUCCCCAUCCAGUUCAGCCUUUUCAUGUCGUUUCACAAACAUCCAAAGAAAUAACUCUCAAGACCUACCCAAAGCCGCCUUAAAUCAAUCAUCCAAACCAAUUCAAUUAAAGGAAGCAAAUGGUUCUUCAAGUUUUGAUCACAAAAAUGCUUUAAAUAAUUCUAUCAGAUUACAACGUAAUGGGAAUUCACGGGAAGCAGACAAUAAUAAUAGUGUCUUAAUUGAGACUAUUAGGACUGUGGGAUAUGGGAAUUCAUUGUUGCCCAUAAGGGAUGUUCAACAAGAAGUGUUGAGAAUUCCUAAUGAUCUUAUUAAUGGUGAUGUUGUCUCUGAGACUUCAAUGGUUGAUUAUGUAUCUGGAGUUGAUAUUUCUCCCGAUGAUGUUGUUGGAGUUAUUGGCCAGAAACAUUUUUGGAAGGCAAGAAGAGCUAUAGUCAACCAACAAAGAUUAUUUGUUGUUCAACUGUUUGAGCUACAUAGGUUGAUAAAGGUUCAGAAACUAAUUGCAGGAUUACCUCAACCAAUGGUCGAAGAUGAAGCAUUCAUAGGAAAACCACAAAAAGUUUCUCCAAUUCCUGUAGACUUUGUCCUGAAAUCAUCCACACACAUAAUACCAAACAUCAAAGAUUACCAUGAAAACCCAAAGGAGGACACGAGGGAAUUCUCAGCUGAAAAUGAUUUUGAGAAGACGCACAUACAAACAUCUCUUUCUUUUGUCCAAAACAACAGUGGACCCAGGGCCAUGUUUUCAGGGUACCAAUCGUUACCACCAUCUGACCCAAGAAUGUGUCCGUGGGGCCUGACUCAUCAACAUCAUCCACCUGGACAUCAAUGGCUAAUUCCCGUUAUGUCCCCCUCUGAAGGACUUAUUUACAAACCUUAUUACCCUGGAGCACCACCACCCAUGUUUGGUCAAAACAUGGUCAACCAUGGGGUUCCACAACAGCCUCAUUACCAAUGGCCUACCGGGUUCGUUCCUCCACCGGCCCAUGGUUACUUCCCGCCUUAUGGCAUGACAGAAAUUAACACAUUUGGAUAUGGUGGUGAGGAUAUGAAUAUGAACCACCCCCAAACAAGGUACAAGUCAGUAGAUGCGUGCAACAAUAAUAGUGAGGUACAAGUGAGUAAUGCAAGUAGUUUUUCAAGUGAUAGAUUAGAAAAACCAUAUGUCCUUCCUUUUUUCCUCAUGUGUUCUCCAACAGUUGAGGGGGAGGGGAGUCGUGUUAUAAGAGUUGUACCUCGUAAUGCACAGUUGGCGAAUGAGUCGGUGGCCCGCAUUUUUCAGUCUAUACAGGAUGAGAGAAAGAGAUAG